UGUGUUCACCUCAACACGUCCCCCCUGUCGCUCUACUGAUCUUUAGUUCCGGGUAGCACUAACGCUGAGGUUGUCACGCCGCAUGUUAGCAAGAUGACGGGUCCAGAAAGUAAAAAAGCCUCUUCUCCCGGUGUCAUGAACUGGUUCCGAUCAGCUUAUCGAUUUUCAACGGACAGAAACGACUUCCGGCGAAAUCUUCUGGUCAAUUUGGGUUUGUUUGUCGCUGGAGUCUGGGUGGCGAGAAAUCUUUCCGACUUUGACCUGAUGUCUCCUCAGCCUGUGGCAUAAACGGGUCUCGACUCCAGCACCACUACAGUUGGGAUGAUGAUGGUGUUUUGGACCAAAAAGACGCAUGGGACAAAAUGUCUUUACACCUUUGUUGAAAGUUUUAUAAAUUAGGUUGUAUACAUGAAUAUGUUGUUUCUUUUUUUCCACAAUCUCACUGUAACUGGCAGGACAACAACAACAAGUCACUGUCUCUGUUGUCACGACUUCUUUUUGUAGCUUUUAUUUAUUUUUAUUUUCACCUGGCUGUUUUCCAUAUGUAAAAUGCACCAGAAACAGGUCUUGUUGCUAACACUGUGCUACA
Cynoglossus semilaevis (tongue sole) is the source of this 589-nucleotide messenger RNA. It is a transcript of the gene tomm6, whose product is annotated as translocase of outer mitochondrial membrane 6 homolog (yeast). Gene Ontology annotation, cellular component: mitochondrial outer membrane translocase complex. NCBI's taxonomy places the organism in Eukaryota, Metazoa, Chordata, Actinopteri, Pleuronectiformes, Cynoglossidae. The transcript is spliced from 3 exons. The coding region runs from base 94 to 288 and encodes 64 amino acids. The record is from RefSeq and is a predicted model, not a curated record.